Messenger RNA from Naegleria lovaniensis, 1674 nucleotides. RefSeq lists its product as uncharacterized. Gene Ontology annotation, cellular component: mismatch repair complex. The transcript has 2 exons. Gene Ontology annotation, biological process: mismatch repair. The coding region runs from base 1 to 1674 and encodes 557 amino acids. The record is from RefSeq and is a predicted model, not a curated record. NCBI's taxonomy places the organism in Eukaryota, Heterolobosea, Eutetramitea, Acrasida, Naegleriidae. Gene Ontology annotation, molecular function: ATP hydrolysis activity; ATP binding; ATP-dependent DNA damage sensor activity.
AUGGAGGCUAAUGCAACUGAUAUUUCAGUAACAAUAAGAACACAACCUGAAUUUAGUUUUGAGGUUCGGGAUAAUGGUUGCGGAAUAUCAUUUGCUGAUAUGAAACAGGUAGGAGACUCCAGAUACUUAACUUCCAAAAGCAAUGCAAAGGGAGAAUCGCUUCAUUCCAUAAUUAAGACUUGCAACACAUGCAUCAUUUCAAAGCGUGCGAAUUUUCCAAAAGCUUUUAAAAAAGUGUUUGAAGACUCUGUUUCAUCAACUGUUCGCGCUUUUCCAACCUGGAAUUAUGGUGAUUCCGGAACAGUUAUAUCAUGCUCCAAUUUGUUUUUCCACUUUCCAGUGAGAAAGAAGAUGCUUGCCCAGACACUUUCCCAAAGCUUGAACGACGUGGUAGAAUUCAUAAAACAAACCUCACUAGUGUCAUUGGAUAAAUCCUUUUGUUUGGUGGUGGACGAUGGGCUGAUAGCAAAUGUUAAGACAUCCACGUUGGCUCUCUCAAAUCCUGGACAAGCGCUUCUGGAUAGGUUCGAACAAUAUCAUGGAAGGGGAGAAAAUGCAGUGGUGAUUUCACGAAGAGAGUUUGACGGGGUUUUUGUUUCAGGAUUCUCUGCAACUUCACAAUCUCGAUGCGUUCAAUAUGCUUUUGUGAACAACAAGAGUUUGGAUGUCGAAAAGUUCACCAAAAAGGAUGAGUUUUGUUUUGAUUAUGUUCUUGUUGCUGAAUGCCCUACUCAAGAUUGGAGCACAAUUUAUCAAGCUCUCCGGAAUGCGUUGUUUUUUUGCAAAAUGGGACCAAUCUCUGUCCCAAUUACUUCAGAACAACUGUUUAAAUUGGAGAAUGAAGAGAAAGAAUUCAAGCCAACUAGUCUCUCGUUAUUUAACAAGCUCUAUGGAAACGCCUCACGACAACCGAGCCUCAUCCAAACAAAGAAGGGAAUCCAUGAGCUAAUGGAACACGCUAUACAACAGAGAGGUCUACCAAUGAAGAAGAACAGGAGCCCCUCGUUAAGCAAUGGUGUUCGCCUUGAAAAAUUAAAAUACGAGAGAAACGAAAUUUCGUCGUUCAAGUUUAAUAAGGAACAUCUUGCAAGAUUAAGCGUGAUCAGACAAAUUGCAAACAAAUUCAUUAUUGCGCUCUUGAAAGAUCAAAACAAUAUCUUAAUAGUUGCCAUUGAUCAACACGCUGCAGACGAAAGAAUUCGAUUGGAAAACUUUGAAAAUGCCAUUUUGGACAUAGUUCACAAGAAGCCUGGACCCAAAGUUUGUCCAGUACAGUAUUCCCAAACCAUAUCCAUGAGCUCUGAGAACGGCAAUUUGCAGAAUCUCCUAACAACCUUUCAAAGAAAAUUAGAAGAUUGGUUUUGGCGUUUUGAGAUUAUAACCAAAGAGCACAACAAGGCGUCACUGCACGUCAAAACAGUCCCUUGUCUGUUCAUUGAAAAUGAGACAGUCACCCUUAAUCACGAAGAUAUGAUGUCAUUUCUUUCUGAACUCGAGUACGAUUCCAGCUCAUGGAUUCCCAAACGAAUUCAUGAAAUUAUGAACUCUAAAGCAUGCAGAGGAGCAAUCAUGUUUGGUGACGCUCUUUCCAACGAACAGUGUCGUGAAUUAAUUCAAAAAUUAUCUCAAUGCACAUUACCAUUCCAAUGUGCUCAUGGUCGACCCAGUAAGUAG